UAUAAAGAAAUGCAUUAUGAUUAUCUGUCGGUUUCUUUGAUUUUCAGGAAAGAGAGUGUGUCUUGGGGAGCAGUUGACGAGGAGGCUUCCUCUUCAUCUCCUCUCUGCUGCAGCGCUUCACUUUCUCUAAUUAAUGACCAAAAAAGUGGACUUUGGAACUUGAUCAUAGAUAAGAGGGAAUUACACACACACAGCCUAUCUGGAGCCCAGCUCACUUGGAUUACUGUACCGUUUAUGCCAACCUCUGUUAAAACUGCUCAACAACACAGGAAAAGUUAGUCAUGGACUUGUGGUACCUUUACGAGUGGAUCGAUAUCAAAAGUAUUUUGAUAUUUCUGUGUGUGUUUUUAUUGCUGGGUGAUUAUAUAAAAAAUAAAGCGCCCAAGAACUUUCCUCCUGGACCCUGGUCUUUGCCGAUAAUAGGAGAUCUUCAUCAUAUCGAUAAUAGCAAGAUUCAUCUUCAGUUCACAAAGUUUGCAGAAAGAUAUGGCAAUAUUUUCAGCCUAAGACUUUUUGGACCAAGAAUUGUGGUGUUGAACGGGUAUAACUUGGUGAAAGAGGUGUAUAUAAAACAAGGAGACAACCUCGCUGAUCGACCAGUGUUACCACUAUUUUAUGAAAUUAUUGGAGACAAAGGUAUAGUUCUGUCCAGCGGAUAUAAAUGGAAGCAUCAGAGGAGAUUUGCACUCUCGACUCUUCGAAAUUUCGGAUUGGGGAAGAAAAGCCUGGAGCCAUCUAUCAAUCUCGAAUGUGGCUUUCUGAAUGAGGCCAUCUCAAAUGAACAAGGUCGACCCUUUGACCCUCGCUUACUUCUGAACAACGCUGUCUCAAAUGUGAUCUGUGUGCUGGUGUUUGGUAAUCGAUUUGACUACAGUGACCAUCACUUCCAGACUCUGUUAAAGCACAUAAAUGAAGCGAUCUAUCUGGAAGGAGGCAUCUGUGCUCAACUUUAUAACAUGUUCCCAUGGCUCAUGCAGCGACUGCCUGGAUCACAUAAGAAAGUUAUUACUCUUUGGAAGAAGGUGAUUGAUUUUAUCCGACAGAAGGUGAAUGAACACAAAGUGGAUCAUGAUCCAUUGAAUCCUCGAGACUACAUUGACUGCUUUCUAGCUGAGAUGGAGAAACUUAAAGAUGACACAGCUGCAGGGUUUGAUGUGGAGAACUUGUGCAUCUGUACCCUGGAUCUAUUUGUAGCAGGAACUGAGACCACCUCCACCACUCUGUACUGGGGUCUUCUCUACAUGAUGAAGUAUCCUGUGAUUCAAGCUAAAGUUCAGGAGGAGAUUGAUCGUGUUGUUGGAGGCUCAAGGCAUCCAUCUGUAUCAGACAGAGACAACAUGCCCUACACUAAUGCUGUCAUUCAUGAGAUACAGAGGAUGGGAAAUAUUAUCCCAAUAAAUGUGACCAGGACUACUUCAGAGGAUAUUCGGAUAGGAAAAUACUCUGUUCCAAAGGGCACAAUGGUGACCAGUAAUUUGACAUCAGUGCUCUUUGAUGAGUCUGAGUGGGAGACGCCUCACUCUUUUAACCCGGGUCACUUCCUGAAUGCUGAGGGCAAAUUCAGGAGGAGAGAUGCCUUUUUACCUUUUUCUCUAGGAAAGAGAGUGUGUCUUGGGGAGCAGUUGGCGAGGAUGGAGCUCUUCCUUUUCUUCUCCUCUCUGCUGCAGCGCUUCACUUUCUCUCCACCAGCGGGUGUGGAGCCCAGCUUGGAUUAUAAAUUGGGGGCCACUCACUGUCCCCAGCCAUAUAAACUGUGUGCAGUUCCACGCUAAAUUAAGAAACACGCAUGCAAUUUUAGACAUUUCAGUCAUUUUAAAGAUAUAUGUUUUUUAAAAGUUUAUUAUUUGGUGAUUUUUUAUAAUGCAAAACUAUUUACAAAUAAGCCUGUAUUGCAAACAAAGGAAUUAUGGGGAUAAGAUGUUGUAUAAAUCCAAGAUCUGAGCUGUGAACUGAGCUGCGGCAUCAGGAGAAAGAACCGUAAAGCAGUCCAGGACCAGACCUGAAAGAGAGAGUAUGAGAGAAAUGUUUAGCAAUGCAUAACGUAUAACGGCACUGUAUACUGCUAAUAUUACAUGUGUGGGUGGGGUCAGUAAAAUGGAAAUAGUCAUUUACAACAUAAUUUGGUCACUUGCAUGUCUUUAGAGUGUUAUAAAGUUACAGUUAUAGGGUGGCAGUUAAUAACCAAUAAUGUACUAUUUCACAACAUUAGUCACUUCAAUCUGCCACUGCAAGAAAGACAGUAGUCCAUGUUCUGAGAAGAAAAACAUUUAUUUUUUGAUAACCCACUGUAAAUGGACAGCACUUGAUGAUAAUAGUACAAUUGGUCAGACCCUCAUAUUCAGCUUUGAUGCGGAGUGUCUCAUCAGGGCCUUUAUGGGCAGAGUUGACUCUGAGGUGGCAGGGAAUGCCAUAUGAAACACAAGCUUAGCUUGUUUAGAGAACCUUUUCAUGAUAUGCUUAUUUUUUGAGAUCGGAAUUUUGGGUUUUUAUGAGCUGCAUGCCAAAAUCAUCAAUAUUAUAACAAUAAAAGGCUUUGAAAAAC
Messenger RNA from Danio rerio (zebrafish), 2542 nucleotides. Lineage: Eukaryota; Metazoa; Chordata; Actinopteri; Cypriniformes; Danionidae. The record is from RefSeq and is a predicted model, not a curated record.